This is a messenger RNA of Gastrolobium bilobum, 974 nucleotides long. RefSeq names its product beta-galactosidase 1-like. The transcript is spliced from 6 exons. The coding region runs from base 96 to 797 and encodes 233 amino acids. Gene Ontology annotation, molecular function: beta-galactosidase activity. Gene Ontology annotation, cellular component: cell wall; vacuole. The record is from RefSeq and is a predicted model, not a curated record. Gene Ontology annotation, biological process: carbohydrate metabolic process. NCBI's taxonomy places the organism in Eukaryota, Viridiplantae, Streptophyta, Magnoliopsida, Fabales, Fabaceae.
UCUCUAAACCCCACUUUCUCUCUCUAAAACCCUAGUCCUCUCCGAUCCUUCCCCAUUUCCCUCCAACUCCCACCGCAAUUCGGAUUUUCCGCUCCAUGUCCGGUGACGCUAGAGCUUUUAACUGCGGCGCAUCGCCUCCACGGGAGGCUGCCGGCGCAACGAACCGCCCGCCUGGAAGCGCCACCUGGCCCUUCGCGACGACGAAGCCGCCAUUUGCUCCGCUGGAUGAUUACCACAGCUUCUCCGCUUCCGACUCCAGGGGAGUCGCUGAUCAGGAGGAUGAGGCUGUCGUUGUUAGAUCUCUGUUUCAAAUGCAAAAGUUUACAACGAAGAUAGUCGAUAUGAUGAAAGCAGAAAGGUUAUACGAGUCUCAGGGUGGUCCAAUAAUUCUAUCUCAGAUUGAAAAUGAAUAUGGACCUAUGCAGUAUGAAAUUGGUGCUCCUGGUAAGGCCUAUUGUGAUUCCAAUAUAAAUUUUUUGCAGAUUAACACUUGCAACGGCUUCUAUUGUGAUUAUUUCUCUCCAAAUAAGGCUUACAAACCAAAGAUGUGGACAGAAGCUUGGACUGGCUGGUUUACUGAGUUCGGAGGUCCAGUUCCUCAUAGACCUGCUGAGGACAUGGCAUUUUCAGUUGCACGGUUUAUACAGAAAGGGGGAUCAUUUGUCAACUAUUACAUGUAUCAUGGGGGAACUAAUUUUGGUCGAACUGCUGGUGGUCCAUUCAUUGCUACCGGCUACAAUUAUGAUACACCUAUUGAUGAAUAUGUGUUGUCAUCAAUCCCAAUGAAGGAUUCUUGAGGAAUGGAAAGAAUCCUGUUCUUACAGUAUUAUCUGCUGGGCAUGCUAUGCAUGUUUUUAUCAAUAGUCAGCUGUCAGGUUAGUAGCAUACUUUUUAUUAUGUUUUAUUACUUUUUAUUAUGUGUCCAAAAUUAGGAAGUUAUAUAAUCUUCAGCCUUAAUAUCAUGAAUUUAAUGU